AUGUCCCUGCACAACGGCUGCAUUCUCGUGCUCUCAGUGGCCAUUCUGACGCUGACUACUUUCACCACCACCACCAACACUCAUGUCCUCAAAGAUGAGCCCACUCCAGCACCAACGCCCACUCCUACUUCCACCCCACCCAGCCCAAACACUGUAGAAAUCUUUGUCCAGAAUGGCCGCCUAAUCGGCGAGAAGGUGCACAUUCGAGAUCUGGAGAACCGCUCUGUAGUGCGCUUUCUAGGCGUUCCCUAUGCAAAACCGCCUCUAGGUCGACUUCGCUUCCGCCGUCCUGAACCUCUGACAAAGUGGACCGAGCCAGUGAGGGCGUUACACUGGCCGGCCAGUUGCAUUCAAAAGAAGGCCGCUCUCAAGCGGUACAUCAACCAAAACAUGUCAGAGGACUGCUUGAAGCUGAACCUCUGGACGCCAGGCGUCAACGCCGAUGAGCACAGUCUCCGACCGGUUCUCUUCUGGAUUCCAGGCGGCAGUUUUCACUUUGGCAGCGCCUCCUUUGACUUGUACAAUGGCGAGGCGCUGGCUGUGAUGUCUAACUCGGUGGUAGUCACCAUCAACUACCGAGUUUCAACAAUGGGCUUUUUUUACUCCGACCAAGUGGAGGGCAUUAAGGGCAAUGCGGGCUUGUUCGACCAGGCCCUAGCUUUAAAAUGGGUUUCAGAAAAUAUUCGCUACUUUGGCGGCGAUCCAAAUAAGGUGACCAUCAUGGGCGAGUCAGCCGGCUCCUGGUCAGUCAGUUUGCACAUUCUCUCUCCAGUGACGAGGGGCCUUUUCUCUAAUGCAGUCAUGAUGUCUGGGGCGGCGCUGGUGAAGAGUGUCAUCACGCCAGAGCAAAUGCUGCCUAAACUGCUGAAGGGCAUCAGUAAAGUGGGUUGUGCGGCGGAGAAUGUAACCGGCAUCACCGAAGAGGUAGUCACCUGUUUGCAGACGUUGGGUGCUGAGCAG
Molecule: messenger RNA, 960 nt
Organism: Rhagoletis zephyria (snowberry fruit fly)
Lineage: Eukaryota; Metazoa; Arthropoda; Insecta; Diptera; Tephritidae
Source: RefSeq, a predicted model, not a curated record